Molecule: messenger RNA, 865 nt
Organism: Cololabis saira (Pacific saury)
Lineage: Eukaryota; Metazoa; Chordata; Actinopteri; Beloniformes; Belonidae
Product: required for drug-induced death protein 1-like
Exons: 4
Coding region: 1-708 (235 amino acids)
Source: RefSeq, a predicted model, not a curated record
AUGGCGGAGGGCCGGCCGGUCAGGCCGCUCAGGCUGGCCCCGCCCACCGCCCCGUACCCGGGGAAACAGCGACCCCCGCUGGUCAGCGGGGGCACUGCACCGGGGGAACAGACGGUGAGGUUUCAGUGUUUAUUUAGUAAAACAAACAGCAGGGGUUCGACGUGCUCCUCGGACGCCUCGGCGAACAUUCCUCCACGGCCUCCUCUAAUCCUGCACCAGAUCCCGGCGCUCCUGUCGUCCCUGCAGAGCUGCAGGCCACUCAUAAAGUCUGGCUCCUCCUCGCUCCAAAGGUCGCCCUGCCGGAGAACCCGCAGAAGUCCAGGGGAGAAGGAGCGAGGGAUGGGAGCGCAGGAAGAGACGGAGGACGGGGCCUCCUCAGCCGGGACCAAGAGGGAGAAGAGGGAGAAGACCUCCAAGGACGUGCACUUCUGCAUCCUGCCGGACAAAUACGAGCCGUUGAUCGAGGAGGACGGUGAGGAGAAGGAGCUGAUAGAAGAGGAGAGGAUCCGGAGGAAGGAGGACAAGAGGCAGAAGAGGAGGAAGAAAUAUAAGAGAUACAGGAAGAACGUGUGGAAGGCGCUGCGCUACAGCUGUAGCUGCCUGCUGGCCGGCCUGCAGAACAUGGUGUCCCCCUACGCCACGCCGCUCUCCGCCAUGUCCACCGUGGUGACGGAGGUGCACCGAUAUGCAAGGCCUGAUGGGACUUGAGCCGGGAGAAGACGGGGCUGCUGAGAUUACGCCGAUGAUAUGAGUGUUUACAUUGAAUUAUGUAGCUGUUCAGCUUUCGUUGUCCUUUUUGUGUGUUUUAAUACUAGAAUAUAAAUAUACCUGUAACUCUUUCUACAAUGUUUUUACUUGAUUUUAC